UGACAUUAGGUGCAGAGAUGUAGCUGCAUUAAUCAAAGCAUGCGUCGAAUGCUGUUCGUCUUCUGGAAAUGGUUCUUUGAGUUAGAAAAACGUUAAUCAGCACUUAGAUGGAGACACAGAUCAAAAGUCUCAGCAUUAUUCUGGUCUUGUUCAAGUUUGUAAUUAACUCUGAUGGUUUCCUGCUACACGGCUCUGCUGGUCCUCUAACAGCCCGGCUGGGAGGAGCUGUUCUGCUGCCCUGCUUUGUGGACAGACCCCUGCCUUUGGAGGAGCUGGAGGUGGACUGGAGAAGGACUGAUUCAGACACCAUCGUGUAUCUAUUCCAGGACGGUCAAAGCAGACCUGAAUCACAGGGGGAGGCAUACAGGGGCAGAGCGCACCUCUUCUCUCAGGAAAUCCCCAAAGGCAACUUCUCUCUGCUGCUUGAGGGUGUGAGGACUGCAGAUGCAGGAGAGUACAAGUGUGUGGUUUAUACAGAGCAGGAGAACCAUGAAACACGGGUGGAAAUACGGGAAGUAGAGCGGCUGGUGGUGACGGGUGCAGAUGAGCCUGUCUAUGCACAUGCUGGAGAGGAUGUGACUCUCAGCUGCUCUCUGGACACCCAUGUUAAUGUGACAGAGCUUCAGGUGAAAUGGAUAAAGACCGACGAUGACAGUGAGAUAUUGGUGCUUCUGUUCACUGAUGGAGAGAACAGACCAGAGUCACAGAAUCGGAGAUACUCUGGAAGAGCUGAAUUCUUCACAGAGGAAAUUCCCAAAGGAAACUUCUCAAUGAAACUGAGGAAAGUCAGGACUGAAGACAAAGGAGAGUUCAGGUGUGAAGUCCACUCAGAUACUGAUUCUGCCAGUACAACUGCCAGGAUAGCAGCACUGGGUUAUUCAUCCCUGCAUUGGCUGAUCCUGGGGCUGUGCAUCGCUGUCACACCUGUAGUCAUACUUACUGGUGCUUUAUCUGUCAGGCAUUUAAUAAGGGAAGAUAAAAGCAAACAGGCUCUGCUGAGUCACUGCUCACAUGUCACAGUCCCACCAAUCAUGGUUUCUGCAGCCUUCAUCCUGUGGGGUGUAACCGAAGGAUCCAAAGGAGAGGCUGUUACUGGUACUGCCGUCAAUCUGCUGUAUAUCCUGGUGUUGAUUAAUAUGGCUCCAUAUCGGAACUUAUUUAAAGAUACAGGGCAAUUAAUUAUAUGCAUCACCUUGAGAACUGCAUUUCCCAUCAUUCUGGUGGGUGCCCUAACAGGUUCUUUCAUUGAGUUUUCAGCAAAAUAUUCCCCAUUUCCAGCUGAGAAAGCAACAUUUGGAGGAUUUUUUAGUGGAAUGAUAUUUAUGUUUGUCCUUUUUCUUAUAUUCCGAAUCGUUGACAUGGUGGUUUGGAGAAUAUAUCCCAAAGAAAAAUAUGAGAAAAUACUUGCCUACAUAGCAGGAAUAACUGGAGUUAUAUUUCUGUUCGUCUUGGCUUCAUCCAUCAUUGCGGUCAGUGUUUUCCUGGCAAAAUUCUCAGCUGCAGCUUGGAAAGAACAACUUGGAACAUUUUUCAUUUUGUUAGUGUUUCCAAUCUUCAUGAUUUUAUUCCCAGGUGUGCUUUGGGUAAUACACUCCAGAAGGAUGGAAAGACCAGUACAACUUAGAGGCAUUCUAGUAAUCAUGUUUGAUUUCAUGUAUAAUCACAAACUGUUUAACAUGCUGUUCCUUAUUAUCUAUUCCCAACUUUUUACUUGGAUUAGCAACACAUUCAAACUAGAGUAUUCAAUUCCGAUUGCAGUAGCUGCUUUGGGAAUGUGUGCCUGCAUAAUUAUCAAGGAUUAUUUAUUGUAUCGUGAAGAAACGCGCUUGGAGGGAUUUUACUAUUUUGCUCAGAAAGUCCUUUUGGGGAUUUUCUUUAUGCUUCACCUAAUAUUAUGCUGCCUGUAUCUAAAUGUGAUUCUAGAAAAUGACAAAGGACGACCUGUAAAAAUCUGCGAGCUUGUGUUCAUCUACAUCCUGAGUGUCACAUUUCUCUUUCGAUUCUGGAUUCGGCAAGAUUUUCUUGCCGAACCCCGUAAAUAUAUAUAUUUCUCAGGGACUUUUGGUCUCCCUCUCCUGAAUUCUGUUGCCCUGGCUGUAGCAUUAAAAAUCAAAGCAGACACAGGAAAACAGCCACUUGAUCUUCGGCUGAUUGUCCUGAUAUCUGGGUCUGUCUUCCUCUUUGGCUGCUUUGUUAUAGAGAUGUCAGCAUACUGGAUGGCCAAAAAUGAAAAGUAAGUAGACUUUUUUUCUACAUAGUAUAUGUGCAAGUAAUUUUUUCUGAUAAAGUGAUAUGAAUGUACAAAAGAAUUCAUACAUCUAUUGAUGCUGAUCCAUUGAUGCAUUGGUGAGCCUGACACCUGUUAAAGGAAGCACAUGGCACACCCUGGGCAGGAUGCCAGUCCAUCGCAGAGAACACACACAUUCACAUACGAUGGGACAUUUCUAGAUGCCAGUUGGCCUAACCUUAUGUUUUGGGACUGGGAGAAAAAUGGAGUAUCUGGGGAAACAUGGGGAGAGCAAGUAAACUACACAGAGCCCAAGUCAGGAGGUGUGAGGUGCCAGUGUUACCCACUGAGUCACCAUGUAAACCACACAGAGCCCAAGCCGGGGGGUGUGAGGUGUCAGUGUUACCCACUGAGUCACCAUGUAAACUACACAGAGCCCAAGCCGGGAGGUGUGAGGUGUCAGUGUUACCCACUGAGUCACCAUGUAAACCACACAGAGCCCAAGCCGGGGGGUGUGAGGUGUCAGUGUUACCCACUGAGUCACCAUGUAAACUACACAGAGCCCAAGCCGGGAGGUGUGAGGUGUCAGUGUUACCCACUGAGUCACCAUGUAAACCACACAGAGCCCAAGCCGGGGGGUGUGAGGUGUCAGUGUUACUCACUGAGUCACCAUGUAAACUACACAGAGCCCAAGCCGGGAGGUGUGAGGUGCCAGUGUUACCCACUGAGUCACCAUGUAAACUACACAGAGCCCAAGCCGGGGGGUGUGAGGUGUCAGUGUUACCCACUGAGUCACCAUGUAAACUACACAGAGCCCAAGCCGGGGGGUGUGAGGUGUCAGUGUUACCCACUGAGUCACCAUGUAAACUACACAGAGCCCAAGCCGGGGGGUGUGAGGUGUCAGUGUUACCCACUGAGUCACCAUGUAAACUACACAGAGCCCAAGCCGGGGGGUGUGAGGUGCCAGUGUUACCCACUGAGUCACCAUGUAAACUACACAGAGCCCAAGCCGGGGGGUGUGAGGUGCCAGUGUUACCCACUGAGUCACCAUGUAAACUACACAGAGCCCAAGCCGGGGGGUGUGAGGUGCCAGUGUUACCCACUGAGUCACCAUGUAAACAACACAGAGCCCAAGCCGGGGGGUGUGAGGUGUCAGUGUUACCCACUGAGCAGUUACUGUACAAAAAUGUUACAGAUGAGUGUCACCAUGUGUUACUAUUAAAGCGUAUGGGAACCGUCAUUUAUUAAUUCUGUUACUUUAUGUAAUUGCUGGAAUUGGCUAAAUUUAUGGUGAUAUUGGGCAUCAGUAAUAUGCACAUAAAAACAGCAUUAUUUUACUUAAAAUGCGAUAGUCAGGCCUCUGAACUCUGUUGUAAUAACUUUAUGUUUUUUCUUAGAAUAAAAAGACAGCUGGGCUUGUUUGAGAGACUCCAAGAUGCCGAGCUGGAACUGGUAGAUGCCUAAGAUGCAUCUGCUCCUCUGGCUGGUGUCUGACCAUCUUCAUCUUCAGAUUAUUAUACAUAAUUGUAAAUGGAAAAUGUACUGCAUUUAUAUAGUGCUUUUCUACUCCUACGAGUACUCAAAGCACUUUACAUCUUAUGCCUCACAUUCACCCAUCCACACACCUAUUCAUACACCGGUGGCGAAGGCUGCCGUACAAGGCGCCAACCUGCUCACCCGGAGCAAUUUGGGGUUCAGUGUCUUGCUCAAGGACACUUUUAUGGGGUCAGGAGGAACUACGGUUCCGACCUGCAACCCUCCAGUUGCCAAACGAUAGCACUACCUCCUGCGCCACCAUCUUCCCCAAUUAUUGCGUCUGUAGCAGAUCUGUGGCCCUUGUGCUCUUCCUCCUUCCCUUUAAAUACGGAGGCCGUUGAGACAGCAGGGUAGUGAGAAGUCUGACUGCCUGGGGGAAGAAGCUCUAGCAGUGUCUAGCAGUGAUGGAUCGGAUGCUCCGGAACCUUCUGCCAGGUGACAUUGGAUGAAC
Messenger RNA from Brienomyrus brachyistius, 4214 nucleotides. RefSeq lists its product as uncharacterized. The transcript has 26 exons. The record is from RefSeq and is a predicted model, not a curated record. Bases 108 to 2237 code for a protein of 709 amino acids. NCBI's taxonomy places the organism in Eukaryota, Metazoa, Chordata, Actinopteri, Osteoglossiformes, Mormyridae.